GCUUGUCGGGAGAGCCAUGGCCAGUAAGUGGGGCGGCCGCGCGCUGCAGCUCGAGCUCGGGCCGGAGGGGAGGCUUUGGAGCGGCGCCGGCGGUGGCUUGGCCGGCUCAGCCCCCUCGCCCCGCGUCCCUGCCGUGCGCGGCCCUCCCUGAUGCGGGCGUCCGCGUGGGUCCGGGAUCGCGUGGCGGGGCGGCCGGGCGCACUCCCGGGAUUCCAGGCUUCCGGGGUGGCGGGCGAGGCCCCGAAAGCACCAGGCCGCCCAGGCCGCGCCGGCACCCGCCGCGUCCUGCUUGAGAGAGGCUGAUGGACGUGUAUUUCUCCACGGUGUGGGCCGCGGUGCUUUCCGCAUGGCCCUCAUCCAGCUUCAAAUUUCUUCCGUCAAAUCAGAUAACGUCACUCGAGCUUGUAGCUUUAUCCGGGAGGCAGCAACGCAAGGAGCCAAAAUAGUUUCUUUGCCGGAAUGCUUUAAUUCUCCAUAUGGAACGAAAUAUUUUCCUGAAUAUGCAGAGAAAAUUCCUGGUGAAUCCACACAGAAGCUUUCUGAAGUAGCAAAGGAAUGCAGCAUAUAUCUCAUUGGAGGCUCUAUCCCUGAAGAGGAUGCUGGGAAAUUAUAUAACACCUGUGCUGUGUUUGGGCCUGAUGGAACUUUACUAGCAAAGUACAGAAAGAUCCAUCUGUUUGACAUUGAUGUUCCUGGAAAAAUUACAUUUCAAGAAUCUGAAACGUUGAGUGCGGGUGAUAGUUUCUCCACAUUUGAUACUCCUUACUGCAGAGUGGGUCUGGGCAUCUGCUACGACAUGCGGUUUGCAGAGCUUGCACAAAUCUACGCACAGAGAGGCUGCCAGCUGUUGGUAUAUCCAGGAGCUUUUAAUCUGACCACUGGACCAGCCCACUGGGAGUUGCUUCAGCGAAGCCGGGCUGUUGAUAAUCAGGUGUAUGUGGCCACAGCCUCUCCUGCCCGGGAUGACAAAGCCUCCUAUGUUGCCUGGGGACACAGCACCGUGGUGAACCCUUGGGGGGAGGUCCUAGCCAAAGCUGGCACAGAAGAAGCAAUCGUGUAUUCAGACGUAGACCUGAAGAAGCUGGCUGAAAUACGCCAGCAAAUCCCCGUUUUUAGACAGAAGCGAUCAGACCUCUAUGCUGUGGAGAUGAAAAAGCCCUAAAGUUUAUGUUUCUAAUGUGUCACAGAACAGGAAGAUACGAUUCUACAACAUAAUCAACUCCCUAUUAAAUUCUUUCAUGAAGUUGUUUUUUUU
Messenger RNA from Rhinopithecus roxellana (golden snub-nosed monkey), 1255 nucleotides. RefSeq names its product nitrilase family member 2 (gene NIT2). NCBI's taxonomy places the organism in Eukaryota, Metazoa, Chordata, Mammalia, Primates, Cercopithecidae. Gene Ontology annotation, molecular function: omega-amidase activity. The transcript is spliced from 10 exons. Bases 347 to 1162 code for a protein of 271 amino acids. The record is from RefSeq and is a predicted model, not a curated record. Gene Ontology annotation, biological process: oxaloacetate metabolic process; L-glutamine metabolic process. Gene Ontology annotation, cellular component: mitochondrion.